AUGGUUAUUAGAAGGGAAAACUUGCUUGGUGAUGAUAUCGAGACGAGAGUCGAGACAGUGUAUGAUGAUCUCGGCGAUGCCAACACGGUCUGCAUGAACGGAGGUUGGGUCGGAUUCAAGACAUUGCAUGCAAAUGGUCGGAACUUGUCCUUCUCGGCGCAAAUCGGAGAGAUCACGAGCAGAGCUAACAGGAGAAACUUGAUCAUUAUCGUCAUUAUGCGAAAAUAUGGGACUGGGAAUGUGGUUGGUCACGAGUUUAUCUAUCCUUCUCAAAAGGAGCUAUUAUUGAAACAUUUGCAAAGCACUGGAAUUGGAGCCUCCUUCACGGUUGCAAACGUCAAAAUAGUGAAAACCUAA
Arabidopsis thaliana (thale cress) is the source of this 357-nucleotide messenger RNA. RefSeq lists its product as uncharacterized. The record is from RefSeq and is marked reviewed. NCBI's taxonomy places the organism in Eukaryota, Viridiplantae, Streptophyta, Magnoliopsida, Brassicales, Brassicaceae. The transcript has 5 exons. Bases 1 to 357 code for a protein of 118 amino acids.